AUGAAGACAGGCGUAUGUUCUGGCGUGCUAGCGCUCUGGCUGCUCUCUGUCGCCGAUGUGUACGCAAUAGAGGAGUCAGCUGGCUCUGGUGCGCUGGCCAUGCAGAACGAGGAAUCUACACCUUACAGCUACUUUCUCGAGAGCGAGCUCGACAACACCUACGAGCGGGGCGAUGACAGCAGCCUGUACGAGAUCCCCGACGAUGACGCCUUGACGACCAUGUCGCUGCUCGACCUCGCCGGAGCGCCUGACCUCUUGGAGUCCGCCGACGGUGAGUUCUCCGACGAGUCCGACUUUUCGUUUUUGGAGGAGCGCGACGAGGAGGAUGAAUUCAACGGCGAGUCCUUCCUGGAGGCCGAUGAUGACGACAUGUUCGACUUCGACGCCUCCUUCAUGGAAGCUGAAGAGGAUGAGAACCCCGCCGACGAGCUCAGCUCCGGCAUCGAUGAGGAGCUUGAAGAUGCGGAAGCUACCAACACCGAGUUCCUCGACUCCGAACCCACCAGCUACGUGCCCAUCCGCCACCGCAUGACCGCUAAAAAGUGCAACAACCACCUUAACAACAAUGUCCAGCCUGCCGUGGAAGGCGUCCAGGACGCUAAGGCGGCCAUGCUGCAGCAGGAUGAAGUUGCGGAAACCUCAUCCUCUGGAUCGUUCUUCAAAAGGAACCGCGCCGUCAUCAUCGUUGGAGUGGUGUUGUUGAUCUCCGCUGCUAUUGGCAUCUGCACCUUUAAGUACCCGCCACCCUGCGUCGCCGCCGCCAAGGAACGCAUUCGCGGCUACUUCAACCGCGAAAACGACCGCAACAGCGUGCUGCCCGAGGUGACAGAAACCGAGCCCUUGGUGGCUCAGUGA
Babesia bigemina is the source of this 855-nucleotide messenger RNA. Its product is annotated as membrane protein, putative. The record is from RefSeq and is a predicted model, not a curated record. NCBI's taxonomy places the organism in Eukaryota, Apicomplexa, Aconoidasida, Piroplasmida, Babesiidae. The transcript has a single exon. Bases 1 to 855 code for a protein of 284 amino acids.